Molecule: messenger RNA, 432 nt
Organism: Sphaeroforma arctica JP610
Lineage: Eukaryota; Ichthyosporea; Ichthyophonida
Exons: 1
Coding region: 1-432 (143 amino acids)
Source: RefSeq, a predicted model, not a curated record
AUGAGUCAUAGCAACAGUGACCAACCGGACCACACGCAGAGAUCACAUUCUACCCGGGGCAGAGAUGCUGAGGAAAAUGAGGUUUGGAAUUCGCGACAGAGUGGUGUGGAUUUGGCAACUGCCCGUUCAAAAUCGGGACGAGGUACUCAGCAAUCGGAGCGAAAUACGAGGGAAUCGGAACGUUACGACGGUGAAAAGCGAGACCAGUCUGUGAAUGUGGGGUUUGUGGGCGAGAGAGUGAGUGUCCAAAUGGACUUUGGAUCACAGCCCACACAAGACGUGGCCGUGAUUUGUGCCAGCAGUGAUCAACACGUGGCGGAAAUACACGUACCAAGAGAGGUUUAUGUACGCGCUAAGGUGAGUAUGCAUGCAGUUCUCAGGAUGUAUUCAGAUAAAAGUUUACAUGCUGGUAUAUGUAACAUAUACAUGUAA